AUGGGGGACGACCAGCUUGGGGAGGCACUGGAGGGCUCUGACAUCGUCAUCAUCCCCGCCGGGGUGCCCAGGAAGCCCGGCAUGACCAGGGACGAUCUCUUCAACAUCAACGCCGACAUCGUUAAGGGGCUCUGCACUGCCAUCGCCAACCACUGCCCCAACGCUCUUGUCAAUAUGAUCAGCAACCCUGUGCUAGCGAUAGUCAUUUCCAUUGUCAUGGCCACUCCUGCAAGCAAUUCAUUGUCCCAAGAAGACAUUGAGGCCCUCACCAAGAGGACACAAGAUGGCGGGACGGAGGUUGUUGAAGCAAAGGCUGGAAAGGGAUCUGCAACAUUGUCCAUGGCAUAUGCUGGUGCUGUUUUUGCGGAUGCAUGCUUGAAGGGUCUGAAUGGAGUUCCGGACAUUGUAGAGUGCUCUUUUGUGCAAUCAACUGUGACAGAGUUGCCGUUCUUUGCCUCCAAGGUUACUGACGUUUAA
Messenger RNA from Miscanthus lutarioriparius, 477 nucleotides. NCBI's taxonomy places the organism in Eukaryota, Viridiplantae, Streptophyta, Magnoliopsida, Poales, Poaceae. The record is from the annotation of a GenBank genome assembly.